AUGGACAUCGCCCUCCUCCCAUCUCGUCGCAAAAGCUUUCUCACAUUUCCAGACCGUUCUCUCAUCUUUCAUCUCAGCCAGCCGUUGAGGUUCUACACCGACGCCAAUGAGACCCCCGACAGCCGCAGUGAACAUCUUGUCGGCCUCGAUGCAGGCCGGAGCUUCCCCGCCCUCGCCUUGACAGAGCGCACCAUAUUAGUGACGCGGCCGGCAGAGUCCCACUUGUCCACGACAAACGUGCCGAGGAAGAAGCGAUUCAACGGCGGGCAGAUUGCAGCCAGCGGGCGCAUGACGCCAAUAACACCGCCAAUACGGUAG
Pyricularia grisea is the source of this 318-nucleotide messenger RNA. RefSeq lists its product as uncharacterized. The record is from RefSeq and is a predicted model, not a curated record. Lineage: Eukaryota; Fungi; Ascomycota; Sordariomycetes; Magnaporthales; Pyriculariaceae. Bases 1 to 318 code for a protein of 105 amino acids. The transcript has 2 exons.